Messenger RNA from Schistocerca nitens (vagrant locust), 1074 nucleotides. RefSeq lists its product as uncharacterized. The record is from RefSeq and is a predicted model, not a curated record. Lineage: Eukaryota; Metazoa; Arthropoda; Insecta; Orthoptera; Acrididae. Bases 256 to 723 code for a protein of 155 amino acids. The transcript has 2 exons.
AGUCGUUUUUGCUAAUCAGUGUUUUCAGACGGGCAUUGCAGAAAUUUUCUUUGCUUUUGUACUUAUUUUUCUUCCUUGUCUUGUCUGUUUCUUGCAUUUGUCUCUUCCAAAAUACCCACCCUACCUAUCCCGCGGCCUUCUCAGGCUCCACAGCCACUAAUGUUAGAUGAAACUUAGCUAAUUCGGAUGUUUCAGUUCCAGACUCAGCAAAUACCUAAACUGCUCAACAGGGUGUAGCAGCUACUGGCCAACGCUAUGCGUCCGACAGAACAGGCACCACCUACAGCAACACCUACAGCUGCUAUACCACCUUUACGCCAGUUUGAGGUACAAGAAGACGAAUGGAUCGAGGGGUUGCAACAAUUUGAAGCACACGUAAUCGCUCACAAUGUACCAGAUUCACGGAUCCAGAGGACAGCGCGGCUACAGCAGCCGCCAGGAGGUAUCAUCACGACACCCCAUGGAGACGGAGCCUUCGCCUUCUCCGCCUCCUCUCGUCCUACCGAUGGAGCUGGACCCGCCCACACUGCAGCGGUUGCCACCUGCUUCAUCUGGUUCAUGGCAUCAGGAGGUGGACGCGUACCCUUCUGGGCGUUUUCCGAGGGACGUUUCCGCCACAGCGAAGUCCGGAUGGCGAGGUACGACCGGAAGCUUGACGUCCCCUGCAGCCACAGAUUCCCGUCCAGCGUUGCGCCCACACUCCUGCCUCCUGCACUGUUGUAACUACAUACACGACAACGUUCCGUCGCUUUGGGGGUGGGAGGGGGGGAGGAAUGUUCCGGCGUAACGACAAGCGCCGGCACGAAGAUGAAGAACGCGAGAGCAGAGAGGGCCGUGAGACGACGUCAGCCGGUAAGAUGCUGCUAGGACGUGACCACGACAGGAGCGGCCCCUACAUGAAGAGAAUAAAAGCGAAGCGCCGCUAGCCUCGGACGCACUAGAAGAGCCGCACUGGAUGACAAGCCGUGAUUUGUGAACAGUAUCAUUUGCUUGCAUGGAAAUUGUAUACAUUGAAAGACACUGAUUAUUUGCGUGUCGGCAAUUGCUUGCGACCAAUUUUUAUAUGUACGCCAA